GUAAACUUUACAGUAUCUGUUGAGUUGAUUUAUUGAAUUAAUAGAGAGGGCGCCACCAUCCUCUUCAUCACCAUCAUAUCAUAUGGGUUCACAAAGGGGCGGUAGAGACUGACUAAUGUACAUUUAUGACAGGUGUCACCACUGAAUGUGCUUUACAUUUCACUCAUGAACCAUCCUUGGGAAAACAAACCUUUGAUGAUAGGUUAUUAGUAUUGCUUUCAGUGAAACUGGAUGGAAGUCGCGGAAUAUGCGCGUUCACAAUAAUGCCUGCAAAAGACCCGCUUAUCGAAACACUUAAAGUGUGCAUUCUGAAUUUAAAAUCGGAAGGCACUGUGUCUGACUCCAACCCACACCUGGCAUCCUGCUGUGAGCUCCUGGAACUGAUACUGCGAAAGGGACUACAGCAGCCUGUUCUCAGUUUGGCACAUAGAGAUUACUGGCAUUGUUUUGAACAGCUUCUACACCAUGAUGCGUGUGGCAGGUUGAGUUCAGUUUCUUUGGCUGUGCAGCAGACCACAGCCUGCAGCAAGCUCAUCACCUCUCAAGGCCGAGGACGCUUCUUCAUACGGCUCAUGCUGAUGAGGAGAACCCUGGGAAAUGUCAUAAAACACCUGCUGCACACAAACAGAGUCAUCGAGUGGUAUUGCCCUAAUGUUGCUAUUCUGAGAAAUGAGGAGUUUGUUGAACCAUUUCUUUCACUGUCUAUGGUGCUGUCAGAAAUGAACUUUAAGAUCAGUAUUGAGAACUGCAGCUUCUUGGAUGAAAGCUGGCUGCUUCCGGUGUGUCAAAUCUAUGAAGCUGUUCCCUGUCGAGAGCUGGGGAUGGUGCUCAGGUACCUAGAUGGACGCGUCUUUGUACUGGACCUGCUUCAGGGUAGUCAAGCUCAGGUGGAUAUGUUUGCCGAGCCUGGUGACAUCAUUGAUGAAAUGAAUGGGAUAUCACUGAGGAAUGCUAGCAAUGGGCAGGCAGGUGUGGUUCUGUCUAAGCUGAAGGGUCAGCCCCUUUCCAUUCACUUGAUACGUUGGAGAGGAGAAGAUGGGUCUAUCUAUCAGCCACUGGUCAAACACUUACGGCAGCUCAAACAGGAAAAACCCUCACUUCAGUUUGGCCCAAAACCAGCCUCUCAGCAGGACAGAGCUUCGGGUCAGAAGAGAGGCCAGACGCAGUGUGUGAAAGACGGCAGGAUCCUGUACGGCGUGCACCUCUUAGGAAAAGCAAACAUAGGAAUGUAUGGAGGUAAGGAGGUCCUGCAGCAUGCCAUUCCGGUGGUUCUGGAGAGCAGUCAGGCAAGAAAGGAAGUGCUGCUGGAUGUAAAGGAGACUCAUCUUACCUGCAUAGAUAAGUCCAAUAAGCAGGAGCUGUUUCAACAUCAUUUCCCUGAGAUAUCAUGUGUUGGGAGGUUUGGAAGCCAACCUGAUUUAACCAUUUUUGCUUUUUGUGUACUAGAUUCACCGCAAGCAGGCAAACAGUCAGGCUUCUGUUGUGUGGUCCUGCAGGCUGCCACAAGCAGUGAGUGUGAAGAGAUUGUUAACCGUAUAGCCGCUGGGUUCAAACAUACAGAAUGGUUUGUAUGAAAAUUCAGAUCUUGAGUGGACUGGACAUCUUCUGAAGUGUGCAUCAGGUGUUUUUGAGCACAAUACCUAUAUUGCAUUGUUAUAUAUUCUAUAUAUUAACAAUAUAGCUUAACCUAUA
Cyprinus carpio (common carp) is the source of this 1692-nucleotide messenger RNA. RefSeq lists its product as uncharacterized. Lineage: Eukaryota; Metazoa; Chordata; Actinopteri; Cypriniformes; Cyprinidae. Gene Ontology annotation, molecular function: protein binding. The record is from RefSeq and is a predicted model, not a curated record.